Messenger RNA from Diabrotica virgifera virgifera (western corn rootworm), 1029 nucleotides. RefSeq lists its product as uncharacterized. The coding region runs from base 122 to 970 and encodes 282 amino acids. The record is from RefSeq and is a predicted model, not a curated record. The transcript has 4 exons. Lineage: Eukaryota; Metazoa; Arthropoda; Insecta; Coleoptera; Chrysomelidae.
GUUUUGUUUACCUGUCAACGUCAAAAUAGUAUUUUUGUUAUUGUUAAUUUGUAUUGUAUCUGUAUCCUAAUUUAAAUAAAUGAAGCAGAUAUUUAUUUAGUAAUAAUUAAUACUGCUCAUAAUGGAAAAUGAAAUACUCAAUAUUCUUAAUAAAGUUCCGGAUUAUAUUGAAAAAGUAGGGUGCGAUACAACGAAUUUAACCUCUCCUUUUAAAUGUGCCGUAAAAUCAUGCCCCAACAGAUUUGUCAAGUUUGACAAUAGCGGAAAACUCCCUUACAAAUUUCACAGAUUUCCUGCUAACAUAGAACUCAGCAAAGUUUGGAAAGUUAACUGUGGUUGGAAGGAAUAUGAUGAUGUGGACAACUUGAUGGUGUGCUCAAACCAUUUUAAUUUGGACGAUUAUAUUAGAAACUAUAAGGAAGAAUUUACUAAUCCCAACUUUAAACGGCAGUUGUCAGCGAAAGCUGUUCCUCAAUUAAAUUUAGGCCCAAAUAAGGAUAAGCCAACUGGAAGCCGUGAUGUUGAAUUUGACACAAAUGAAAAAUAUGUUCAGAUGAUUUUAGAUGAAGAUCAAAUAAAAGCAGAUAUAGAAAGUACAAAGUUGGCUGAAAAUAGUCUGAAACUAAGGAAUAAGGAAUUGGUGAACAAAUUGGCAAGCCUGGAACAAGAAAGAAUAUUACUUGAAACUUUGAUCAGAUCCAAAAGUACAUCAAUAAUGGAGUUACAGACUAAUUUGAAAAGGAAGAGGCACAAAGAGAUAAUACUUCGAAAAACGUUUUCCGAAGCCCAAAUAAAACUAUUACAUGGUAAAAAAGUAGUUUGGAGUGAUGAUGAUUUGGCAACAGCUUUUACAAUACGUCAUAUGGGAUCCAAAAAGUGUUACUUAUACUUGAAAAAUGUCUUGAAAUUGCCAUUACCUGCAUUGUCUUAUAUUCAGGCUUGGGCUGCACAUCGUGCGAAGAAUGUGUGAUGUUGCAUUGAAAUAAAAUUUAUAUAUUAUAAAAAAAAUAAAAGAUUUUUUGUUGCUUA